AGUCCCCCCCCUCCAUACCCCUCCCCGCCAUGGCAUUUUCCCAGUUGGGCUACCAGUAUAUCCGCCCGCUCUACCCGACGGAGCGCCAAGGGAACAACAGCAGCGGCGGCGGCGGCGGCGGCGGCGCUGGUUCCCGCAACGGAGCCGAGCUGAGCCCGGCCGGUUCGCUCUGCGGCGUCUUGUCUUCCAUGUACGGCGCGCCUUACGCGGCAGCCGCGGCUGCUCAGGGCUACGGCGCCUUCCUGCCUUACGCGGCCGAGUUUCCCAUCUUCCCGCAGCUGGGCGCCCAGUAUGAGCUGAAGGACAGUCCCGGCGUCCAAGCCGCGGCCUUCCCAGCCCCUCACCCGGCUUUCUACCCUUACGGCCAGUACCAGUUCGGCGACCCUUCCAGGCCCAAGAACGCCACCCGCGAGAGCACCAGCACGCUGAAGGCCUGGCUGAACGAGCACCGCAAGAACCCCUACCCGACCAAGGGCGAGAAGAUCAUGCUGGCCAUUAUCACCAAGAUGACCCUUACCCAGGUCUCCACCUGGUUCGCCAACGCCCGGCGCCGCCUCAAGAAGGAGAACAAGAUGACCUGGGCGCCCCGCAGCCGGAGCGAGGACGAGGAAGGCACGACCUACGGCAGCGAGGACGGCGAGGGGGAGAAGCGAGACCCCGACGACGAGGAGAUCGACCUGGAGAACAGCGACAGCGAACCGUUGGAGAGCAGCAACGGGGGGGCGGCGGCGGCGGCGACCGGAGCCGUGGGACAAGCCGGGCAGCUGUUCCUGCGCGUCGGGGAGGAAGAGGAAGAGGACAGGGCGGGCGGCGCGGAUCAGGGGGGCGCGCACCCGACGGCGCUGCGCCUGCCUUCCCCGCGGGAGCCCCGCGCGGGCAGCGACACGUCGGACGAGGAAGAGGAAGAGGAGGAGGAGGAGGAGAGCUCCGACGGCUUCGAGGAGCUGGCCGGCGCUCAGGAGCGCUUCCUGAAGGCGGUGGAAGCGCGGCGGCGCGCCUCGACGGGACCCCCGGCCUCCCCACCGCCUCCGCCUCCUCCUCCUCUCCGCAGCCCCAGCCCGCUCCCUCAGCCCGUCCAGCCGGCCAAACCCAAGAUCUGGUCUUUGGCAGAGACGGCGACGAGCCCGGAUAACCCCUCGCGCAAAACGCCCCCUGGCGGCGGAGGAGGAGGGGGAGGAGGAGGGGGGUCACCCCCGACCGUCCCCCAAUGCCUUCCCCAAUCCGCCCGGGGCGCCGCCGCGCACAGACUGCUCUCCUCCGCCUGCCCGCUGGGCAAGUUCGCCGGCUGGUCGGGCCGGCCCUUCUCGGCCGCCUCCUCCCACCCGCUGACCUUGCUGAACACUCCCCAUCUCUUGGGACUGGCGGGGGGCAACUCCAACACGGCGCCCGCGGCGGCGGCGGCGGCGGCGGCUGCAGCGGCGGCGGCAGCUUUGGCGGCUUUUUCCAGACCGGCGGAUCAGGCGCAGAGCGCGGAAGCCUCCGGAACAGAUCGAUCUAGUGCCUUGGAUGUAGAGAAAAAGUUAAUAAAGACAGCUUUCCAGACAGUUCAAAGGCGGCCUCAGAACCAACUCGAUGCAGCUAUGGUUCUAUCGGCGUUGUCAUCAUCCUAGUUAUUUUUUUUAAUUAUUGUUCUAAUGGUUGUAAAAUAAAAUUAUCUGUAUAGUUACAGCUCGUAAGCAUGUCUGUGUAUUAAAUGAAACAAACAAACAAGUGUGUGUGUGAGAGAGAGGGGGGCAGAAAUUUAACUUCUGUUAAAAACAUCUGGAUUAGCUAAACUCGUGAAAUAUUUUUGGUGCAGCCUGGUGAAAGAUAAGGCGUUCAUUUUCUUUUUUUGUAUAUAGAGUAAAAUAAGCGGCGCACUCACACCCACCCAAAUGUAAAUAACUGUGAACCAAACUGUACAAGAAAGUAUAUAUAUUUUUGGCUAAUAAACUGUUGCCACUUUGACUACGCUUUUUCUGA
Notechis scutatus (mainland tiger snake) is the source of this 1962-nucleotide messenger RNA. It is a transcript of the gene IRX3, whose product is annotated as iroquois homeobox 3. Gene Ontology annotation, biological process: cell development; neuron differentiation; regulation of transcription by RNA polymerase II. Gene Ontology annotation, molecular function: DNA-binding transcription factor activity, RNA polymerase II-specific; RNA polymerase II cis-regulatory region sequence-specific DNA binding. NCBI's taxonomy places the organism in Eukaryota, Metazoa, Chordata, Lepidosauria, Squamata, Elapidae. Gene Ontology annotation, cellular component: nucleus. The record is from RefSeq and is a predicted model, not a curated record.